Molecule: messenger RNA, 1813 nt
Organism: Cucurbita pepo subsp. pepo (vegetable marrow)
Lineage: Eukaryota; Viridiplantae; Streptophyta; Magnoliopsida; Cucurbitales; Cucurbitaceae
Source: RefSeq, a predicted model, not a curated record
UGCUAUCCAUAAAAGUUAUGUCAUUAAUGCUUGUGGCCGUUUGAGUUUUUCAUCUUCAGCAGAGCCUUCAAUGGCCGCAACAGUUCUUGAGAUGCGCUCUUUAUUGUGCAGCGGCUAACUUCCACCAAAAUCCUAAGCACGAAUCUACCCAACGCUCUGAAAGUGAAGAAACAACACUAUUCUCAGAUUCGGCCAUUUCUUCUUCAAUCUUCCAGCAUUUCAAUGAAAACAACGUGUGGAGAUUUCGAGAAGAUUGAACUUAUAAAGAAAGAAGGUAGAAUUUCAAUUCUCUUCCAAGAUUAGGGUUUCCAGAGCAUCGAUCCAUUGCUGGAAUUUCUGCUCUGCGGCUCGCGAUUGAGGUUUUUUUCUCCUGUUUCUUCGAUUGCGUGUUCUUAGUGAUUGAGUUUUCAACUGAUCGAACUUUGGAUUCAUUGUGUAGAUUAUGAACUGAAUUGAGUUAGAAGUAAGAAUGACCAUUAACUGCCUGAAUGCAUGAACAGAAAUUGCUGAUUCUUGGUCUACUUAUGACUCUGUUCUUGUUCAUGUUGGGUCAAAUUUUCUACUGAAUGUAAAGCUUUUGGUGAUUCGAAAGUUCACUUGAGGCAUGAUUGAGUUUUCGACUGAUCGAACUUCGGAUUCAUUGUGUAGAUUAUGAACUGAAUUGAGUUAGAAGUAAGAAUGACCAUUAACUGCCUGAAUGCAUGAACAGAAAUUGCUGAUUCUUGGUCUACUUAUGACUCUGUUCUUGUUCAUGUUGGGUCAAAUUUUCUACUGAAUGUAAAGCUUUUGGUGAUUCGAAAGUUCACUUGAGGCAUGAUUGAGUUUUCGACUGAUCGAACUUCGGAUUCAUUGUGUAGAUUAUGAACUGAAUUGAGUUAGAAGAUGACUUAUGGCUCCUUCUGGUGAAGAUGAGCUUGAGUGGAUUGAGAAAGUGAGAUCAGGAGGGAAUGUUCCACUUUAUGGUGCAAAUGGUAAGUAUUCAAAUUGUUGGGAUUCUCCUCAUGGAGACAAGUUCCUGGUGCGAGGACCCGAGUAUUUCUCAACGAAGGCAAAAGUUCCUGCUGGCGAAUCGAUUCUAAAACCGCUCGGUUUCGACUGGAUAAGAAGCUCUGCAAAGAUCGGAGAGAUCUUGAACCAUCCAAACAACCGUAUUCAGAAGGCGAUUAACGAUUCAUUUCCUACAGGUCCUAGACCUUUCAUCUGGGCAUUUAAUCUCCAACUUCCAAACAAACAGAACUACAAUCUUGUUUCUUAUUUCGUAUCGACAGAGCCGAUUGUCAAAGGCUCAUUAAUCGACCAGUUCCUGAAAGGCGACGACCACUUCAGAAACUCGAGGCUUAAACUGAUUGCUGAUAUUGUCAAAGGCCCUUGGAUUGUCAAAAAGGCUAUUGGGAACCAAGCAGUCUGCGUGGUUGGGCGAGUUCUUUCAUGUAAAUACAUCGUAAGGGACAACUUUUUCGAAGUCGACAUCGACGUGGGAUCGAAUAUCAUGGCAAGGGCCAUGUUUCAUCUGGCGUUUGAUUACUUCACAGCCUUGACAGCUGAUAUAGCCUUUUUCAUUGAAGGGAAAACAAAAUGUGAGCUUCCUGAAAGGCUUUUGGGGUGUUUUAGGUUCUCUGAUCUGAACCCAGCUUCAGCCAUGCCAAUGGAGAGUGAUGCUGGCUGAGGAAAUCAAUUCGCUAAGGUAUUUCUAACACUCCCUCCAUUAUUAAAGCAAUUGAAUGUACAAUAAACAUUGCCCUGCAACCUGCAAGAUUGAAAGGAAAAUGGGGCUUAAUUGUAUCAUUUAAUACUUAAUGUUCUGCUUCUUAAA